Molecule: messenger RNA, 7000 nt
Organism: Physeter macrocephalus (sperm whale)
Lineage: Eukaryota; Metazoa; Chordata; Mammalia; Artiodactyla; Physeteridae
Gene: FGD4
Product: FYVE, RhoGEF and PH domain containing 4
Exons: 18
Coding region: 1406-4015 (869 amino acids)
Biological process (GO): cytoskeleton organization; filopodium assembly
Cellular component (GO): cytoplasm
Molecular function (GO): metal ion binding; guanyl-nucleotide exchange factor activity
Source: RefSeq, a predicted model, not a curated record
AUGUUUUCGUAUAGCUAAUUCACUUUGGUAUACAGCAGCAACUAAGACAACAAUGUUAAGCAAUUAUACUCUAAUAAAGAUGUUUAAAAAAAAAGGAAAAGGUAUUUGUUUGGAAAGCAAACCUGAGAUUAAAAACAUUGCUAUCAAAAUUCAGGAAGCACAGAAUUUGUGCAUUUUUAUGACAGGGAAACAUUCUACUUUUUUUGGUACUGAAAUUUGCCAAGGCUAAGUGGUCUUUGGAAUCAAAUUUAAAUAGUUUUCCUGUCACAGUGAAUUUUAAACACUGGUGGAGUUCCUGAUGGACAUAAAGGACAAUUCAGGUUUCUUAUCUUUCUUUGACUCCUUUUCUACAUGUUAUAAUUGUCUAUUCUUUUUAGAUUAAAAUCUAUUCAUGCCUAGUAUGCAAAUUUAUUUUAUUAAGAAUUAAGGUGAUAGGUCCAUUUCCUGAUAAGCAGAUGGAUGUUCCUGUGUCUUAUCUGAAUAUGAAUACAUAGUCCCUCAUACUGUAUCUUGAGUGGUCCCUGAAGUGCAGUCCCAGACCAGCAGUGUCAGCAUCACCUGGGAGCUUGUGAGAAGUGCAGUUUCUGGGGCUGUAUCACAGAUUGGUUGAAUUCAACUCCUGGGAUGUUGAAUUCAACUGCCUGGGAUGGGACCAGGCAGUGUGUGUUUUAAAAUGCCAUCCAGAUGAUCUGGUAUGUGAGAACCAUUGCAUCUGGACACACUGAGGAGGGGUUUGGAGAGGCUACUUUCAACUGUGAGUGUGAUGUCUAUAGCCCAUUACUUGAUUGUGAUUGUAAACAGUGCUCUGAAAUAACAUAAAACUUGACUUCUUUAGGAAAUUUAUGAGUAGUAUUUAUUCACUCUGCACUAAGAUCAAUGAACUAUGCUAAAAUGGAAAGUAUUAAGUGGCACAAAAAGCAUUUGAGAUAAUUUAAAAUGAUGUUUUAACAUCUUAAGCCUGUGAUCCUUGAAUCUGUAACCUCUUUGGUCCAGAGUAUGGACCCAGUUCAAGUGGAAACAAACUGUUUUCACGUUGGCUUUUUUAGAGCAUUACUAAUCAUUAAGGAAUUAGUUUAUAAACUGUCCUAUUCCCAAAUGUAUUUCUAGUGCAUUUGUUGCUUCCAUGGGCCUCCGUUGUUGUUUAUUUUCUCUCCAUCCUCAUAAAGUUGGUCUCACAGCAGCCGUCCUCUGGGGAGGUGUGGCAUAUUAUGCAUGAGGUUGUCUUUGAGCAGUUAAGGUCUAAGAAGGUCCUGAAGUAAGCAGUGCACCAUCAGAGCUCCCGGCUAACCUGUGGGUCUCCAAGCUGUGAGAGGCUUUAGAGCCAGGAGUGAGAUUUUAUCUCAUGAACUUUUAAAGAGUAAAGCCAAAUAUUUUCUUAUCAAACCAAAGUAGACUAAUUAUCAGUAUGUGUGAAAUCAUGUCCACUGAUCAAGGCAGCAGUACCUGUCCAAAGAUCACUAUAGUUUCACCUUGCUUGAAAAGCAGCACAACCACACUGAUUGAUCAGAAUGUAUCUGAUGAAGAGGCUCAGGAAAUAAAUGGGAAAACUCCAGCAAAACACUCAGCUGCAAGUCCAAAGCCACAAGUGCCUCCAAAGCCACUACACCUGCAGAAUUCGCCUUCAUCCAAUAUACACCAAACCCCCAGGCAUAAAGCUUUAUCUAGUGCAAAACGAAGGAUGGAGGAAGUUAAACCUGCCUCUGCUUCUUGUAUCUCAAAAGAAAAACCCAGUAAGAUAUCAGAUCUCAUCAGUCGCUUUGAAGGAGGCAGCUCAUUAUCAAAUUACAGUGAUUUGAAAAAAGAUUCUGCUGUGAACCUAAAUGCGCCUAGAACCCCAGGAAGGCAUGGAUUGACAACCACACCUCAGCAAAAACUCCUCUCCCAACACUCACCACAGAAGCAGGGAAAUGAUACAGAUCAAUCUCAGGGUGCACAGACUUGUGUGGCUAACGGUAUGGUAGCAGCACAAAACCAGAUGGAAUGUGAGGAGGAUAAAGCGGCCACUCUUAGCCCAGAUACUCCUAUUCAAACUUCUGAACCCUUGCCCAAUACAAACUUAGUGAAUGGAGAAAGACAGGAAACAGCCACAGACUCUGCAUCCCCCACAACAAAUGACUGUGAUGAAAAUGCUUCUGACAGUAGCUGCAGGACUUUACAUGUCGGCCCAGUGCUCCCCCUGGAAGAAGGAAGGGCAGACACAGAAGCCAAGGUACAAGAGAGGGAAGAUGGAGAAAGCCCCCUAGAACUGGAACAGCUGGACCAGCAGCCUGAGAUGAAGGAGACUAAUGAGCAAAAACUUCACAAAAUAGCCAAUGAACUUUUGCUUACAGAAAGAGCUUACGUCAGCCGACUUGACCUCUUAGAUCAGGUAUUUUAUUGCAAACUACUGGAAGAAGCAAAUCGAGGCUCAUUUCCAGCAGAGAUGGUGAAUAAAAUCUUUUCUAAUAUUUCAUCAAUAAAUGCCUUCCAUAGUAAAUUCCUAUUACCAGAGCUGGAGAAAAGAAUGCAAGAAUGGGAAACUACCCCUAGAAUUGGUGACAUCCUUCAGAAAUUGGCCCCAUUCCUUAAGAUGUAUGGAGAAUACGUGAAGGGAUUUGAUAACGCAAUGGAAUUGGUUAAAAACAUGACAGAGCGUAUUCCCCAGUUCAAAUCAAUAAUUGAAGAAAUUCAGAAACAGAAGAUCUGUGGGAGCUUGACUUUGCAGCAUCACAUGCUAGAACCUGUUCAGCGGAUUCCCCGGUAUGAGAUGCUCCUUAAGGACUACCUAAGGAAAUUGCCCCCUGGUUCUCCGGACUGGAAUGAUGCUAAAAAAUCACUUGAAAUUAUAUCUACAGCAGCAAGUCAUUCUAAUAGUGCAAUAAGAAAAAUGGAGAACCUAAAGAAACUCUUAGAGAUUUAUGAAAUGUUGGGAGAAGAAGAAGACAUUGUAAAUCCUUCAAAUGAACUAAUAAAAGAAGGACAGAUCCUCAAACUAGCUGCUCGGAACACAUCGGCACAAGAACGCUACCUUUUCUUAUUCAACAACAUGUUGCUGUACUGCGUGCCAAGAUUCAGCCUGGUGGGCUCUAAAUUCACAGUUCGAACCAGGGUUGGCAUUGAUGGAAUGAAAAUUGUAGAGACUCACAAUGAGGAAUAUCCACACACUUUCCAGAUAUCUGGGAAAGAGAGAACCCUGGAACUGCAAGCCAGUUCUGAGCAAGACAAAGAAGAAUGGAUCAAGGCACUUCAAGAGACUAUUGAUGCUUUCCAUCAGAGGCAUGAAACCUUCAGAAAUGCAAUUGCCAAGGAUAAUGACAUUCACUCAGAGGUUUCUACUGCUGAGCUAGGAAAAAGAGCCCCAAGAUGGAUCCGAGAUAAUGAAGUUACAAUGUGUAUGAAAUGCAAGGAGUCUUUUAAUGCCCUGACGAGGAGAAGGCAUCAUUGUCGAGCAUGUGGACAUGUGGUUUGUUGGAAGUGUUCUGAUUAUAAAGCUCAACUUGAGUAUGAUGGUGGUAAAUUGAGCAAAGUUUGUAAAGACUGUUAUCAGAUAAUAAGUGGAUUCACAGACAGUGAAGAAAAGAAAAGAAAAGGAAUUUUAGAGAUUGAAUCUGCAGAAGUAUCUGGAAACAGUGUGGUAUGCAGUUUUCUUCAAUAUAUGGAAAAGUCAAAACCUUGGCAGAAAGCUUGGUGUGUGAUCCCCAAACAAGACCCUCUUGCGCUGUACAUGUAUGGUGCCCCCCAGGAUGUCAGAGCCCAGGCCACCAUUCCACUCCUGGGCUACAUUGUGGAUGAUAUGCCGAGGAGUGCAGACCUGCCACACAGUUUCAAACUGACCCAGUCCAAGUCUGUGCACAGCUUUGCUGCAGACAGUGAAGAACUGAAACAGAAGUGGCUGAAAAUCAUCCUUUUAGCUGUCACAGAAAUAUUAGUAUUAGAAGAGAAUUUCUGCUUAUCCAGUCACCAUCUUCACAUUCCACAUGUUCUUUUGCCAAGCACAAAGAGAAGCAAUGAAGCAGCCUCACCUGUUUCUUAUUAAAGAAUCAUGGAUGCUUUUACUUGGAGAAAGGCAAAGGAAUACUCUUAGCCAUUUAGAAAUACUCAACCAAAAGACCUCAAAAUGUGAUUGGCUGGUUACAAGAAUAAUCUGUCUUUUGCUUUCUGAGACACCUGAGCAGUCAUGACAAAUUGAACCUAGAAAAAUAAUUGGUUGUUUUACUAUUAAAACCAACAUUCCAUUCUGGUCUUAUUCUUUAUUUUCUCUAAAUCAUCUUUUCUUUAAAGUGCCCUUUCUCCAAACUUAACAAAAUACUUCUUUGAUAAAAACUGCUAUUUUUUAUAAAACAUUCCAGUUUUUUCAACAUAAAUUUUGCUUUACUGAAAGUCUACCAAUGUAGUGCAGACUUAUCUCCAGGUUUUAAGGGGGACCCAAUAAUGAAAAAUGCCACCAGCCACUUCUGUAAUAACGGCAUCUAUAAUGCCAUCAUGUAUGCAAGCAAUAAAACUCUACAGGGUAGGUUUUACACUGAACUUUUAAUGUGAACAUUCCUAGCCACAAGGAUAUAGAGAAUUAACUCCUAGGAUUGAUACUGUGAUUCAAAUUGCUUAGUAUAGGGAAAAGAACGUAUGUGUGGCGGGGGGGUGGGGGAGGGACAACAUUAUACCUUGGAUUCAACCAUCAAAAGCCUUUUUAUUUUAUUUAAAAAAAUUUUUUUUUAAAGCCUUUUUUUUUUUUGCAAAGGGUAUGUAUGGGUGGUUAAAAACAGUUAAAGUACAUCUGCACUACUUUAUCAAGUUACAUUUCAUUUUCCAUAAAGUUUAAUAUAGCUUGGUGUACUUAUAUUCACAGGAUAAACUACCCAAAUUAAAACAACAACAACAACAACAACAACAACAAUUUUUUAAAAUUACCACACUUUGUAUUGUCUUCUUUGUGGAAACAGGAAACAGAUCUAAAUUCCCCUUUAAAUUUUAGAUCUCAUUUCUGGUUAUACUCAAAGCCUUAAGUUCUUCUGAGCAUAUGUAAUAAUGAUCUUUCUGAGCUGGAUAUAUCCUGAGGAAAAGACACCAACAGGAGCAAAUAAACUUUUAGGGGACAAAGGUCUUUUUUUCUUUUUCUUUUUUUUUUUUUUUUUCAGGUAUCCUUGCUGUAAUGCACAGUAGAAAAUACAUUAAAAUUUUCUACAUCACAUAAUGUUCGUGUUAGCAGGUCUAAGAUUAAUCACAUGGUAUUUAUAAGCUAAAAUUAAUUCAAAAGGCAAGAAUGUUGUAAUGUCUUCAUUCUUAACUUUUGUAUUCUUCAAGAAUAUAUUAAUAUAAAAUCUGCGGCUAACCUGUUCUUGUUCUUAGGACUAUACUGGACAUCUGUAGUGGAUCAUGUUACUUUUUCAUUCUCAUCCAAUUUUAGUAAAAUCAAAUUGCUUUUUAUUUUCAUAUUACUAUCUACUGUAGAGUCUCCAGAUUUAGAAAAUAGGAGUAUGAUAUAUAAAAGACCACUAGAUAUACUUUUAAAACCCUUUCUAUGAAUUUAUGCAUACAUGUAUAUAUGUAAAAGCACUGUUGAUUUCCAAUUCUGUUUUUCCAUAGGAAUGAAAUUUUUAUAGAAAGUAUUCUUUUUUUUUUUGUGGUAUGCGGGCCUCCCUCUGCUGCGGCCACUCCCGUUGCGGAGCACAGGCUCCGGACGCGCAGGCCCAGCGGCCAUGGCUCACGGGCCCAGCCGCUCCGCGGCAUGUGGGAUCCUCCCAGACCGGGGCGCGAACCCGGUUCCCCCGCAUCGGCAUGCGGACGCGCAACCACUGCGCCACCAGGGAAGCCCAUAGAAAGUAUUCUUUUUAACUUAAAUAUUUUAACAUAAAUUAUAUACAUGGAUUUUUAGUAUAAUUCAUUCUUAUGUAUGCCCUGUAAUCAUGUUGUCAUGAAAGGGUAACUUUGCUUUCUUUACUGAUGUGGUAGAGAGGAAUAAGAUUAGGAACUGAAACAAGCAAGAACAGACACAGAGGUGAACAGAAAGAGUCCCUUGGUUUCCAAAUCAGAGCAAUAUAUGCUAAGAUAAAUGGAAAACACUUAAACUGCAGAGGGAUAUAAACUACAAGAUGUAAAUCUAUGUAAUUGCACACUGAUGGGAUCCAUUACACCUGGGCCUUUCACCUUGGCCUCUAAAUUAUACCACUAGUAUCUUGUCAUUACUUUUUCUUUAGACCUAAAAAAAAGAAUUAAUUCUAUUGGACCAUUUUCUGCACUGUUUACUGACAUUAAAAAAUCCCUCUAAAGUCAAUCAUGGUCUGUAUUCUACUUUCUGGACUGAACAUUUGGCAGAAAAUAGUGUCUUUUCUGUCUUUUGAGAUGAAAUAGCACAUGGCUUCUUCAAGAUAGUUUUUAACUCAUUGGGGGUCACUGAGAGUUACAUGAUGUUUACCCCUUCCUAAAAUUCAUUAUAGAUUGAAUUAGUGAGAUUAGGUAGAUUUAGUGAGAAAUUAAAUCAAGAAAUAUUGUAGCAUAUUUGAAUAAGUGAAUACCAAAUACAUAGAGUUAUAUAUAUAUAUAUAUUAUAUAUAUAUAUAUGGGUUUGGGAAGAGACAUAAUAGUCUAUGGGGACCAUUAUGAUAACAGAAUUACAUUAUAUAUUACACAUUAUAUGGAUGUUGAAAUGUAUCGCUUGGGGGGGUCUCCCUUCAUUAGCAAUCAUGUCUGUAUAUAAAACUUUGGAGGUUUUUGUUUGUUGUACCCAAACUAGCAUUUCAUUUUAUGAGUGACAGUCGACUGAUAUUCUUGAAUAAGUGUUAUCUGGGUUUUUGAAUUGUUGACUGAUCAGUUUGAAAUGUAUGUUAGCAAAAUUUUAGAGUUAACUCAAAUGUGAGAAAGUGUACACAAAAAGUAAUUUUUCUCUUCUAGCUAUAUGAAUGUAAAAUACUUGCAGAUAGUGUAUAUUGUGUAACAUAUGUAUAUUUGGUCAUAAAAGCAGAGAAUUGGAAACAUUGUAAAAUUAAGCACUUUAAUUCCUAUUAAAUAUUAAACACUUGUAUCU